AUGACGACAUCAGAGAUUACAGUGAAAGAAUUACUUAUUUAUCCAAUAAAAUCUUGUGGUGCUAUUAAAGUUAAUGAAGCACAAACAACUCGUUAUGGUCUUUCACUUACAUCAAAUCCUUUACUCUCCGAUCGACGAUGGAUGGUAAUAGAAGGAGCUCGACAACGAAAUCAGCGUCAUAUGCCUCGAAUGGCAUUAAUUCAACCAACAUUUACUUCAUCAGGUCUUCAAAUUGAUGCACCUGGAAUGGCAACAUUAAUGAUUCCUUAUAGUCCAUUACCAAAAGAUAUUAUAGAAAUAGAAGAUCUUAAUAUUAAAGGUCGAAGAUAUGGUGGUAAAAUUGCUGAAUGGUUUUCGACAUUUCUAGAAAAACCAGACUUAGAUUUAAUUUAUUUUGAUGAACAAUUUGAACCACAACAUACAAAAAAUAUUGAACCAGAAUUUCCAAAUGAAGCACUUGAUUCAGAUGUCGUAAUAUAUCACGAUAUGAGUCCAUUUCAUUUAGGUUCAUUAGAAUCAAUCGAUGAUCUUAAUAAACGAUUAACAAAUCCAAUUAAAAUAUAUAAUUUUCGACCAAAUAUUAUUGUUAGUGGUGUUGAUAAACCAUAUGGCGAAGUAGAAUA
Messenger RNA from Rotaria sp. Silwood1, 623 nucleotides. The record is from the annotation of a GenBank genome assembly. Lineage: Eukaryota; Metazoa; Rotifera; Eurotatoria; Philodinida; Philodinidae.